UGAAAUCUCCCUGGUAUCAUUGGAAUUGGGUAUUGUGUUCGCUUUACCUCAACGAAAGAAGAGGCAGGUUUCGCAAGCCUACGAAGAGCUACAUGUACCAACGACGAUGGAGAGUCAGAGUAUAUACAUGUAAAUGCACUUUUUUAUCGACGCUUAGAUCUUUUCCACGAUUCCUCCUGCAACUAAGGAUAACUUGUAAAAAGGAGGAUUUAGGGGUGUCUCGUAAAUGAAUUAGCGUGGGACUUGAUGCCUUGCAGGCAGACCACUGCACUGCGCACUACGUGGCCGGUGUAACGUUUUUGGUUAUCUCCCACAUUCCAGUGCUUCGUACAAUAGACAGUGUGCUAGAAAGGCCACAACUUUUUUUAUUGGAAACAGAAAAAAACGUGUCGAUCUGUCUUUCAGUGUUCCCAACCAAUGUUCCCAACCAAUGAGGAGAACGCUUAGAAACGGAACCACUGAAUAACGCUACACCUGGUUAAUUGCUCUAAUGUUAAAUCUGCAUCGCACUUUUUCUAUACCGAAAAUAGGAACAAAUAUAACAUAUAAUGUCAACAUCAUGAGGUAACCUAGAUGAAAGUAUCUCCUCCACUGCAGCACCGAUCUAAAAAUGACUGAACCAACCGUCGAAGAACCAUCGCUUAGUGUCAUGGAUAUGAAGUACGACUACGACCGAAACUACCAGCCUGUCCAUCCCGCGCCCGUACCCGUCCCGAGUUUACCAAAGCCAGUCCACCUUCCCUUUACUCUUGUUUCAAAUGGGGCGAACGACGUGACAGCACCUCAGCCGGAUAUGGACGACCCACCACCAGCAUACCAGGAAGUAGAAUCAAAAGAUGCAGCUUUCCAAUUUCCACCAAUCACCUUCUGCGACAUCUACCCGAAAUGCAUUACGCCUGGACAUGAGGCACGGCAUCCUGUAUUCGAAAGAUUUGACGCCAUCAUUCAAGCUGCCAACAGCUGGUUAAAGGAGAACCCAUUGCUCAAACUUGUCUCCUGUGAAACACUCGACAGACGUUGCUCCUUGAGUGGUGACGUAGAUACCCAGACGCCAUACCGACACGAGCCGAGCAAUGGCGAACAGUCUUUCGUGAGGAUAUUAAGGUUAUGGCUAACAAAAGAAACGGCUGAAAAUGCGAAUCUGCAACAACUAGGCUACUGCAACCUCGUCCCGACAACUAGGACAGCCGAGGAAAAAGCAGAAGUUGACAACACACUUCCGGAUACCGUGGUUUUCCAUCCGGGUAUGCUGAAGGUUGGUCACGUGGUGCUAGGCGGCAUCCAUGGCAUGACUGUGGGCAUGAAAGGGCCCGUUAUGAAGUUCCAGCGAUACCAGACGAUCCAGCAAGUACUUAAGGCGUUUAAUAGGCAGAUAGUGAAGGAUCCACUCCCAGGGAGAGUCCUUUCCGUUGAAAGCGUCGAGUUUAAGAAGAGCGAGUCCUGGGAGCGGGAGGCGGUCGACCUUGAUUGUUGCUAUUGGCACAUGCGGAACAUGACCGCAAAACACUUCCUGUCCUGCCUGAGAGUUUAUUACAUUCUGGGGGAAAGCGCGUCAGAACAAAUAUCGGUGACGUCCUUUUCGCCAGCCAAGCAGAGUCGGCAAGGUGGACAUCCGUCUGGAGGGCGAUUUGAGGGUUUCGACAGCAUGUUGACGAGAACCAGCCAAUGGAUUCAAAGCCAUAGUGGCCAGAAAUUAUUGAACCUUCAGUCUACACUAAUUCGCUUUUCCGGCAGCGCCACGAUUGGAGCACUGAAAGAUGACAUAGACACCGAGGCUACAUAUACAAUGGAACUAUCCACAGGCGAGACAAAUUUCAUCCGCAUACUCCGAGCAUUUAGCGUCAAGACUGAAAAACAUGGCGACGUGGACAAGGUCACGUGCAAGCUGUUCCAUCCAAUCAAAAUCGACAGGAAAAAGUACGAAACCGUUCAAGAAGUGUUACAGAGAACAAACAGGUGGAUACUAGCCGCAGGCUUACAAGAUAGAUUCGUUGGCUUCGAGACAACAGAGCUGCCCUUGAGCUCGCUUGAGGCCACGGCUGCCACAUUAAAGACAAAUGCCACUGCGAUGAAGAUGUACAGGACCCGGGGGAAUUUUUGGAUCACGUGCUUCAGACUUUAUAUAAGAGGCGAAUACACCGAACCAGCAGAUGACGAAACUUCUGUCCAAGUCAAGAACAGUUCAUGCACCAUUUCUUAGUCAGUUGGAGACAUUAAAGGCAUUUGGCGAAACGGCAAGACCUCAUGGCUCUGCGAUCGCUUAAUCUGACGAAAAAUUGCUGCCAAGCACACAUUUAUGACCGACGUA
Messenger RNA from Lineus longissimus, 2308 nucleotides. RefSeq lists its product as uncharacterized. The transcript is spliced from 10 exons. The record is from RefSeq and is a predicted model, not a curated record. Lineage: Eukaryota; Metazoa; Nemertea; Pilidiophora; Heteronemertea; Lineidae. The coding region runs from base 611 to 2200 and encodes 529 amino acids.